CACUGAUCUCAAACUCAACGAUCUAACAGCUGAUCGUGAUCAAGCCGUUUUUUCGUAUUAGCUUGAUAGAUAUAAAAAAUUCUUAUUGAUAAUUUGUUUGAUAAUUUAGUUUUUUUUCUAUGAAUUAUUUGAGUUUUGCAAAUUUAAUUUCGUAUAAGAUUAGAAGAUAAGAAAAAUUAUACAAACCAUACAAACUAAUUCUUGAAAAGUGAGGUUAUGUGUCCACAAUGGGACAUUUCACCAUUAAAUUUUUUUUUGUUAUGAAUAAGUAUAUGUGGGCAUAGAGUGCCAACGUGAAGAUGGAUGAUGUCAUAUUUAUGUUGUAAAUAAGUCGUUAGAAUAAUGCAUUGAUUCUUUAAAGAAUUUUGUUAUGAGCAUGGACCCAGUGAAGCACAAAAUUUGUAUGGUUUCGGACUUUUUUUACCCCAAUAUGGGAGGCGUGGAACAGCAUAUUUUUAAUUUGUCCCAGUGUUUGAUUCAAAGGGGCCAUAAAGUUGUUAUCAUGACACAUGCAUAUGGAGAUAGAAUAGGAAUUCGUUACAUGACAAACGGCCUGAAAGUUUAUUAUUUGCCUAUAAAGGUAUUUUACAACCAAUGUAUUCUUCCAACAAUGGUCUGUUCCAUUCCUUUGAUAAGAUAUAUUUUUUUACGUGAACAAAUUGAAAUAAUUCACGGCCAUUCUGCAUUUUCUGCUCUGGCCCAUGAAGGAAUGUUGAUCGGUAGAUUACUAGGGUUAAAGACUGUUUUCACAGAUCAUUCCUUGUUCGGUUUUGCGGACGCUUCUGCGAUUUUGACGAACAAAUGCUUAGAGAUUUCUUUAGCGGAUUGCAAUCAUUGUAUAUGCGUGUCACAUACGGGUAAAGAAAAUACUGUAAUGAGAGCUAAGGUUCAUAGAGAAAGAGUUUCAGUGAUUCCAAAUGCCGUAGAUACGGCGCUUUUUACUCCUGACAUUCGCCAAAGAAGUAAAGACUGCAUCACAGUCGUCGUAGUAUCUCGAUUAGUCUACCGCAAAGGCGUUGAUCUUUUAGCACAAGUAAUUCCUCAGAUCUGUGCACGUCAUCGAGAUGUAAAUUUUCUGAUUGGAGGCGAUGGACCAAAGAGAUGGCUAAUAGAGGAAAUAAGAGAAAGAAAUUUAUUACAACAUAGAGUUACUUUGCUAGGAAGUUUAGAACAUUCUCAAGUGAAGCAUGUUUUAAAUAAAGGGCAUGUAUUUUUAAACACGAGCCUGACUGAAGCCUUCUGCAUGGCCAUAGUCGAAGCUGCUUCUUGUGGUCUACAAGUGGUGACGACAAAAGUAGGAGGAAUUCCAGAAGUAUUACCUCCAGAUUUAAUUUACCUCGUCGACCCCACAGUUCCGGCCUUAGUCGAAGGUUUAGAAAAUGCUCUAGCAGAUUACAAAACAGAAAAAAAGAUGUGCCCUUAUAGGGUUCACAAAAGAAUAGAAUCUUUUUACAAUUGGUUCAACGUUACAAAGCGAACUGAAGUCGUUUACGACUUAGUUUUGAAGGAAGAAAAGAAGAAUUUGGGACAACAACUGGCAAGUUAUUUAAAAAGCGGCGUGCUUCCUUAUCUUCUAGUCGUUUCAAUUUGCUACAUAGUUUUACAAGUAUUGGAAUACUUAGUUCCCAGGAAGUAUAUUGAUUUAGCGAUUGACUACAGAGGGAAAAAAUCCAAAGAUCGCAGCAAAAACUCUGAAGAAAGAAACUCCAAAAAGCAUAAUUAAAGAAAUUAUAGUAUUGUGAAUUAAUAUUAAUUCAAACAUCUGCCAAAGGUCAUUCAACUUUAACUCUAUCUUUAUUAAACUUUGUUACUUUUUGUAAUGACUUCGAUAAUUAUCGUGAAACUGUCAACAGUAUUUUUUACAGUAAUGUCGUUCAUGUAUUUAUAAAUUUUUAAUCGAACCAAGGCCACAGGCGAACCAAACUACUAGAAAGUACAACUUAACAAUAAGUUUAUAUAUUUAUACUUUCUAUUUUUAAAUUUAUACAUAGAUUAUUUAUGAAAAAAUUUAGUUUUUUUAAAGAUCUCAGUUACCAGUGAUUUACAAUGCAAAUAUAAUCAAAUAAUAAAUGUACAUAAAGCAAAUUAAGUUACAAAGUUUUAAGUACAAAUUGAGAAUUAUCGAUGAAAUGUAUUUUUAUACAAAUAUUCCAAUCUUGUUAACUUCAGAAUGUCCAUACUAAGUCUUACCUGAAUAGCGUAAGUGAAUCUAAAUUAUAAGUUACCAGUGUUCAGUUGAAACGCGAGACUUUCGAAUUGUCAUUUUUGAGUAAUGGUAAAACUUUAUAAUUAAAAAGGUUCGGAAACGGUAAUAAAGAACAAACAUAAUAUUAUUAUCAA
Belonocnema kinseyi is the source of this 2340-nucleotide messenger RNA. RefSeq names its product N-acetylglucosaminyl-phosphatidylinositol biosynthetic protein (gene PIG-A). NCBI's taxonomy places the organism in Eukaryota, Metazoa, Arthropoda, Insecta, Hymenoptera, Cynipidae. Gene Ontology annotation, molecular function: phosphatidylinositol N-acetylglucosaminyltransferase activity. The transcript has 7 exons. Gene Ontology annotation, biological process: GPI anchor biosynthetic process. The record is from RefSeq and is a predicted model, not a curated record. Bases 371 to 1723 code for a protein of 450 amino acids. Gene Ontology annotation, cellular component: glycosylphosphatidylinositol-N-acetylglucosaminyltransferase (GPI-GnT) complex.